AUGUCCGUCCAAAGAACCAAACCGUUUUCAAUAGCACUGAAUGAAGCUCACAUCAAAUGGGUCAAGGAAACGGCAACUCAAUUCGACGACUGGCAACCAAAUAGAAGAAAGUAUCAGAAAAACGUUUUAUUAGAGUUUGAGAAGAAUUUCCAGUUGUCUGGACAGCAGGAGGCAAGGCAAUUAUACAGUUUGGCAAUACAGCAUGUGUUGAGCGAUCCGAUUAUCGCAAAGGAUGAGAGCACGAUGGCCAAAUUAACAAACAGGAAGCUGGCAUUACAAAAAGUAAGGACUUUGUUGAAGAAGCAGCCAAGCAAUUUAUUGGUAGAGAAACUGUCUACCUUGGGUCGGAUAUUUUCAUGUCCAACUCUUACUCAACCAACGCUUCACUUCUUGCUUUAUAUCGUCGACAGUCAGAAACAAGAACAAAUGAAUGGAGGCAAUACUGGAAACAGCCUAAAGCACAUGAAGACCUCCAGAAUAUACAAGUCUAUUAUGUUGGGAUCUUGUGUUCGUCCACACUUAUACAAGCGCUUCUCCGGAUCGACAGGACACUUGGCAAUAAGAGCUUUUCUCGGACGGUAUCACUCGUGGCAUGAAAGUGCUGCAAGUACACUUUCUAAUGUUGACACGAAUACAGAGGAGUUUAAAGAAAAUGCCAGUAGAAUGGAUGAACUUGUCGACGAUUUAGAGAAACUCGUUUCCAGAAUAAAAUUGGGCGGCGGAGAGGAGGCUAGGAAACGACAUUUAAGCCGCAAUAAACUUCUUCCGCGUGAUCGCAUCAACAGACUUCUGGACAAUGGUUCACCGUUUCUGGAAUUAUCACAAUUAGCCGGAUAUAAAGUAUACGACGAGGAAGUUCCUGCUGGGGGAAUUAUUACCGGUAUUGGGCGUGUCGAAGGAGUGGAAUGUAUGAUCAUUGCGAAUGAUCCUACGGUCAAGGGAGGAACGUAUUACCCAAUAACAGUAAAGAAGCAUCUACGUGCACAGGAAAUUGGACGCGAGAACAGACUGCCUUGUAUAUAUUUAGUUGACUCUGGCGGAGCUAAUUUACCUCGCCAAGCAGAAGUCUUUCCUGAUCGUGAUCAUUUCGGACGUAUAUUUUUCAACCAGGCUUCAAUGUCGUCAGAAAAUAUUCCCCAAAUUGCUGUUGUUAUGGGUUCAUGCACCGCGGGUGGUGCUUACGUCCCAGCUAUGGCAGACCAGAGUAUAAUUGUUAAAAAUCAGGGAACAAUAUUCUUAGCUGGUCCGCCCCUAGUCAAAGCAGCAACGGGAGAAGUUGUUUCGGCCGAAGAGUUGGGCGGGGCAGAUUUACACUGUCGAACCUCCGGGGUCACCGAUUACUACGCUUCCAACGACGAACAUGCGCUAGUACUUGCACGACGAGCCGUUGCAUUCUUAAAUUGGACGAAACGCCCAGAGAUCGAUGUAAAGAAACCAGAAGAGCCUUUGUAUCCAUCCUCAGAAUUGGGAGGGAUAGUUGGAGAUAAUCUCCGAAAAUCUUUUGAUGUGAAGAAUGUGAUCGCACGAAUAGUCGAUGGAAGUCAGUUUGACGAAUUUAAGGCGCUGUAUGGAACGACAUUAGUUACUGGGUUUGCACGCAUAUACGGUUACCCAGUAGGCAUAAUAGCAAAUAACGGCAUUCUUUUCUCCGAAUCAGCCCUAAAAGGCGCACACUUCAUCCAACUCUGUUCCCAACGCAACAUUCCUUUAAUAUUCCUUCAGAAUAUCACUGGUUUCAUGGUCGGAUCAUCGGCAGAGGCAGGAGGUAUAGCAAAGAACGGUGCCAAAAUGGUAACUGCUGUGUCUUGCGCCAAAGUGCCAAAGUUUACCGUGAUUAUAGGUGGCAGUUUUGGCGCGGGAAACUAUGGCAUGUGUGGGAGAGCGUACGGACCAAGGUUUUUAUGGAUGUGGCCGAACGCAAGAAUCUCUGUCAUGGGUGGCGAACAAGCAGCUAGUGUAUUAGCACAAGUUGUGAAAUCCAAGGAUGAGAAGUGGACACCUGAAAAAGAAGAAUCUGUAAAGGCACCAAUUAGAGCUCGGUACGAGCAUGAAGGACAUCCUUACUUUUCAUCGGCUCGUCUCUGGGACGAUGGGGUUAUCAACCCUGCCGAUACGCGAAAAGUGUUGGGAUUGUCACUGAGUGCUGCAUUGAAUGGGCCAAUUGAAAAGUCAAGGUUUGGCGUGUUUAGAAUGUAG
Molecule: messenger RNA, 2196 nt
Organism: Paraglomus brasilianum
Lineage: Eukaryota; Fungi; Glomeromycota; Glomeromycetes; Paraglomerales; Paraglomeraceae
Source: the annotation of a GenBank genome assembly